AUGAGUUCAACAGCCCCAUCAACGACAAAACCCCAGCAACGAAGAAACGUUUACGAACUGUUGUCUAAUGUUGAUCUAUCAAUCAACAAAAUAAAUCAACUCACCUCGCGUGAAAGAAACGGUGGCCUAUAUCGACUAUCGCUUUACCCAGGAAAAGAUAUCCCAAAAGAUAUUAAGGACAAAAUCAUUAAACUAAUCGUUGAAAUUCAAACAAAUGACAGAUCAAUCAUAAGAAUCUUUUACACUAGUGAAUCAUUUUUUGGCAAAAGUACCGAAUCUGCUUCAUCAAGCUGUGCAAAAUCUGUGGUCAAGUAG
Molecule: messenger RNA, 315 nt
Organism: Dictyostelium purpureum
Lineage: Eukaryota; Evosea; Eumycetozoa; Dictyosteliales; Dictyosteliaceae
Exons: 2
Coding region: 1-315 (104 amino acids)
Source: RefSeq, a predicted model, not a curated record